AUGAGUGCCCAGACUUGCCCGGCAGACAAGGGCCUGAAUCCGGGGCUGAUGUGCCAGGAAAGUUAUGCCUGCAGUGGGGCUGAUGAGGCGGUCUUUGAGUGUGAUGAGUGCUGUAGUCUGCAGUGUCUCCGCUGCGAGGAGGAGCUCCAUCGGCAGGAGCGCCUGCGAAACCACGAGCGGAUAAGACUCAAACCUGGCCAUGUCCCUUACUGCGACCCCUGCAAGGGUCCCAAUGGGCAUUCACCAGGUGUGAGGCAGAGGGCAGCCGUGAGGUGCCAGACCUGUAAAAUCAACUUGUGCCUGGAGUGCCAGAAGAGGACUCAUUCUGGGGGUAACAAAAGGAGACACCCCGUUACUGUGUACCAUGUCGCUAAGGUCCAGGGGUUACUGGAGGAAGAAGAGCUGGAUGAGGAGACCAGGAGGAAGAAGAUGACCGAGAAGGUUGUGAGUUUCCUCCUAGUAGAUGAAAAUGAAGAAAUUCAGGUAACGAAUGAAGAAGACUUUAUUAGGAAAUUGGACUGCAAACCUGAUCAGCAUCUGAAGGUGGUUUCUAUUUUUGGAAAUACUGGUGAUGGAAAGUCUCAUACUCUCAACCAUACUUUCUUUUAUGGUCGCGAAGUCUUCAAAACGUCCCCUGCCCAGGAGUCCUGCACCGUGGGAGUGUGGGCAGCCUAUGACCCAGUCCACAAAGUAGCAGUGAUAGACACAGAAGGGCUCUUGGGGGCUACGGUGAAUCUCAGCCAGAGAACACGACUGCUGCUUAAGGUCCUGGCCAUCUCAGACCUCGUCAUCUAUCGAACUCACGCAGACCGGCUGCAUAAUGACCUCUUCAAGUUCCUUGGGGAUGCCUCUGAAGCUUAUCUCAAACACUUCACGAAGGAGCUCAAGGCUACCACUGCCCGCUGUGGCCUGGAUGUCCCCUUGUCCACCCUGGGCCCUGCUGUUAUCAUUUUCCAUGAGACUGUGCACACUCAGCUGCUGGGCUCUGAUCACCCCUCCGAGGUGCCAGAAAAGCUCAUCCAGGACCGGUUCCGGAAGCUGGGCCGCUUCCCUGAAGCCUUCAGUUCCAUUCACUACAAGGGAACGAGGACUUACAACCCUCCCACGGACUUCUCUGGGCUCCGGCGUGCUCUGGAGCAGCAGCUAGAGAACAACACUACCCGUUCUCCCCGGCACCCGGGGGUCAUCUUCAAAGCCCUGAAGGCAUUGAGUGACCGCUUCAGCGGUGAGAUCCCCGAUGACCAGAUGGCGCACAGCUCCUUUUUUCCAGAUGAAUACUUCACCUGCUCUUCCUUGUGCCUCAGCUGUGGGGCUGGAUGUAAGAACAGCAUGAACCAUGGGAAAGAAGGAGUCCCUCACGAAGCCAAGAGCCGCUGCAGAUACUCCCACCAGUACGACAACCGGGUUUAUACCUGCAAGGCCUGCUAUGAGAGAGGCAAGGAGGUCAGCGUAGUGCCCAAGACAUCCGCUUCCACUGACUCCCCCUGGAUGGGUCUCGCAAAAUAUGCCUGGUCUGGGUAUGUGAUCGAGUGUCCUAACUGCGGCGUGGUCUACCGUAGCCGGCAGUACUGGUUUGGGAACCAAGAUCCUGUGGAUACGGUGGUACGGACAGAGAUUGUGCACGUGUGGCCGGGGACCGAUGGAUUUCUGAAGGACAACAACAAUGCUGCCCAGCGCCUCUUAGAUGGGAUGAACUUUAUGGCUCAGUCAGUGUCUGAGCUUAGCCUUGGGCCCACCAAGGCUGUGACUUCCUGGCUGACAGACCAGAUCGCCCCUGCAUACUGGAGGCCCAACUCCCAGAUCCUGAGCUGCAACAAAUGUGCUACAUCCUUUAAAGAUAACGACACCAAGCAUCACUGCCGGGCCUGUGGGGAGGGCUUCUGUGACAGCUGUUCAUCCAAGACCCGGCCAGUGCCCGAGCGGGGCUGGGGCCCUGCGCCUGUGCGGGUGUGUGACAACUGCUAUGAAGCCAGGAAUGUCCAGUUAGAUGUUACCGAAGCACAGGCUGACGAUGAAGGCGGGACGUUGAUUGCUCGGAAGGUGGGCGAGGCCGUGCAGAGCACUUUGGGAGCUGUAGUGACAGCCAUUGACAUACCACUAGGUCUGGUGAAGGAUGCGGCCAGGCCGGCGUACUGGGUGCCUGACCACGAGAUCCUGCACUGCCACAGCUGCCGGAAGGAGUUCAGCAUCAAGCUUUCCAAGCACCACUGCCGGGCCUGCGGACAGGGCUUCUGUGAUGAGUGUUCCCAUGACCGCCGGGCUGUCCCCUCUCGAGGCUGGGACCAUCCUGUCCGAGUCUGCUUUAACUGCAAUAAAAAGCCCGGUGACCUUUAA
Messenger RNA from Puma concolor (puma), 2334 nucleotides. It is a transcript of the gene ZFYVE1, whose product is annotated as zinc finger FYVE-type containing 1. The record is from RefSeq and is a predicted model, not a curated record. Gene Ontology annotation, biological process: lipid droplet formation. Gene Ontology annotation, molecular function: 1-phosphatidylinositol binding; phosphatidylinositol-3-phosphate binding; metal ion binding. NCBI's taxonomy places the organism in Eukaryota, Metazoa, Chordata, Mammalia, Carnivora, Felidae. Gene Ontology annotation, cellular component: lipid droplet.